Molecule: messenger RNA, 1109 nt
Organism: Propithecus coquereli (Coquerel's sifaka)
Lineage: Eukaryota; Metazoa; Chordata; Mammalia; Primates; Indriidae
Product: dimethylaniline monooxygenase [N-oxide-forming] 2-like
Exons: 6
Coding region: 60-1109 (349 amino acids)
Molecular function (GO): N,N-dimethylaniline monooxygenase activity; flavin adenine dinucleotide binding; NADP binding
Source: RefSeq, a predicted model, not a curated record
GCCAAAAGGCAGAAACAAAGUUAAGCAGUAUUGAUCGAUCAACUCCUUGGCAGAAGCCGAUGGCAAAAAAGGUGGCAGUGAUCGGAGCAGGGGUCAGUGGCCUGAUCUCUCUGAAGUGCUGUGUGGACGAGGGCCUGGAGCCCACUUGCUUUGAGAGGACGGAAGAUAUCGGAGGGCUGUGGAGGUUCAAAGAAAAUGUGGAAGAUGGCCGAGCAAGUAUCUAUCAAUCCGUCAUCACCAACACCAGCAAAGAAAUGUCCUGUUUCAGUGACUUUCCAAUGCCUGAAGAUUUUCCAAACUUCCUGCACAAUUCUAAACUUCUGGAAUAUUUCAGGAUUUUUGCCAAAAAUUUUGAUCUUUUAAAAUAUAUUCGGUUCCAGGAAAAUGUGGAAGAUGGCCGAGCAAGUAUCUAUCAAUCCGUCAUCACCAACACCAGCAAAGAAAUGUCCUGUUUCAGUGACUUUCCAAUGCCUGAAGAUUUUCCAAACUUCCUGCACAAUUCUAAACUUCUGGAAUAUUUCAGGAUUUUUGCCAAAAAUUUUGAUCUUUUAAAAUAUAUUCGGUUCCAGGUAUUGUAUUUUGGGGGUAUUGAGAGGUUCAGAGGCCAAUAUUUCCAUAGCCGCCAAUACAAGCACCCAGAUGGAUUUGAGGGGAAACGCAUCCUGGUGAUUGGAAUAGGAAACUCGGCCUCGGACAUUGCCGUUGAGCUGAGUAAGAAGGCUGCUCAGACAACCGUCGUUGGUGUGAAAAAAUGCCCAGAUUUUUCAUCCUCCGGCCAAUGGAAGGUUGUCACCCAGAGCCACGGCCAGGAGCAAAGUGCCAUCUUUGAUGCAGUUAUGGUUUGCAGUGGCCACCACAUCCUACCGCACAUCCCACUGAAGUCAUUUCCAGGUGAGACCUGUGUGGAUUCCCAGCUUUUUGGAGUAGGUUUCCAGGUCCUUUACGUGCAGUUCGGAUUGACAGGCAGGACUCACUGCUGCAACUGGCAUAACAUUAAGAUUGGGAGAGAGCUGGAAAGAUCAAAGACUCCAAGCACCAUCUUCAUUUCUAUUGACCUCUUGGGUCUUCAUUACACAGACAGCUCAGCUAACAUCCUCCAAGGUCACUAA